Messenger RNA from Triticum aestivum (bread wheat), 1366 nucleotides. RefSeq names its product fructokinase-2. Bases 115 to 1122 code for a protein of 335 amino acids. Gene Ontology annotation, biological process: fructose metabolic process. Gene Ontology annotation, cellular component: cytosol. Gene Ontology annotation, molecular function: fructokinase activity. Lineage: Eukaryota; Viridiplantae; Streptophyta; Magnoliopsida; Poales; Poaceae. The transcript is spliced from 3 exons. The record is from RefSeq and is a predicted model, not a curated record.
UUUAUAAGUGGCCCCUCUCGGCUCCCAACUUCCAAUCCAACAAACAGCACCUAUCCUCCCGGCUCGAUCGAUUUCUUCUGCACCUCUUGUGUUCAGUUUGUUUAGCAAGUUUUAAUGGCGCCUCUCGGUGAUGCUCCUGUGGCUGCCGCAACGGCGCCAGGCCUCGUCGUCUCCUUUGGCGAGAUGCUGAUCGAUUUCGUGCCGGACAUGGCCGGCGUCUCGCUCGCUGAGUCGGGAGGCUUCGUCAAGGCACCGGGGGGUGCGCCCGCCAACGUCGCAUGUGCCAUCUCCAAGCUCGGCGGCUCCUCCGCCUUCGUUGGCAAGUUUGGCGACGACGAGUUCGGACACAUGCUGGUGGACAUCCUGAAGCAGAACAGCGUGAACGUGGAGGGCUGCCUCUUCGACCAGCACGCGCGCACGGCCCUGGCCUUUGUCACCCUCAAGUCCAACGGCGAGCAUGAGUUCAUGUUCUACCGCAACCCGUCGGCCGACAUGCUCCUCACCGAAGCCGAGCUCAACCUGGACCUCAUCCGCCGAGCUCGCAUCUUCCACUACGGCUCCAUCUCGCUCAUCACUGAGCCCUGCCGCUCCGCACACAUCGCCGCCAUGCGCGCCGCCAAGUCAGCCGGCAUCCUCUGUUCCUACGACCCCAACGUGCGCCUCCCGCUCUGGCCCUCCGCCCAGGCCGCACGUGACGGCAUCAUGAGCAUUUGGAAGGAGGCCGACUUCAUCAAGGUGAGCGACGAGGAGGUGGCCUUCCUCACGCAGGGCGACGCCCACGACGAGAAGAACGUCCUCUCGCUCUGGUUCGACGGCCUCAAGCUGCUGGUCGUCACCGACGGCGAGAAGGGAUGUAGGUACUUCACCAAGGACUUCAAGGGCUCCCUGCCAGGGUACUCCGUUAACACCGUCGACACCACCGGCGCCGGCGAUGCCUUUGUUGGAUCCCUCCUACUCAACGUCGCCAAGGACGACUCCAUCUUCUACAAUGAGGCCAAGCUGAGGGAGGUGCUCCAGUUCUCCAACGCUUGCGGGGCCAUCUGCACCACCAAGAAGGGAGCCAUCCCGGCGCUGCCCACCACUGCCACCGCCCUUGAGCUCAUCAGCAAGGACACCAACUAGCUCGUCUCGUAACGUCCGUCCGGGUUGAAUCUUUGGUAGUUUAGCUCCAUUUUUAUUUAUAUUAGGGAUGAGUUCAGUUUAGUUUGUGUGCCAGUCUUAUCUUAAUAGAAAGCAAAUCAUCUGUGAUGAUUUUAGUUGCUUCUGUUUGGUGGCAAUCUUGUGUAAUUAAGGAGGCUACUGAUUGUUGUAGCCUUCACCCAAAAAUUAUCAAAGCCUUGAAUGAAUGGACGUGUGUUCGGAAAAA